UUGCGGCUUCAGGACCGCCGGGGUCUCACAUCUGUCUCUGCUCUUCAGGAGAGUCUUCAUCAUCAGAUCCAGGAUCAGAGUCCAGUCUGUCUCAGAGCAGCAAGACGGAGGUUUCUCUGACUCUCACCAACAAGUUCGACAUCUUCAACGAGUCCAACGACAAACCGGACGCCAGAGGACUGCUGCUCAGCACAAAGCAGCUGAUCAUUGAUGUCAUCAGGACUCAGCCGGGCGACUCUCUGAGUGAAAUCCUGCGAGGAUCUGUGUCACAUGACCAGGAAGUGUGCCAUGAUUGGCUGAUGCAGCGGCGUGCUCUGCAGGACGCUCGCACACCUGAGAAGAUGAAGAGAAACGAGUCGCUGGUCGCCAACGGCAACCUAAGUUUAGAGGAGAAGAAGAGGAAGAUCCUGAGGUGUCUUCGUCGUCUGGAGGGACUUGGCGUCCUGAGACCACCUCAGACCGAAAACCAGAUCUUGCAGAUGAUCGCCAAGGACAUCCGUCAGCAGCGUCUGCACCGUCAGCGUCGGGGGGCGGAGCUGCAGAAGCUUCGUCAGACUCUCGGCAGUCUGCAGGCGAAGAGCAGAUUCCAGAGUGAACAGGUGGACUACUACAGACAUUACAUCACUUCCUGUCUGGACAACCUGACUGCCAACAG
Plectropomus leopardus (leopard coralgrouper) is the source of this 655-nucleotide messenger RNA. The record is from RefSeq and is a predicted model, not a curated record. Lineage: Eukaryota; Metazoa; Chordata; Actinopteri; Perciformes; Serranidae.